AUGAAGCCAUCCAAGCCAACACCCUACCCUGGAAUGCAAGAGACCAUGCCCAAUCCUUACCCACCAGGCAACCCAACCAUGGCUCCUGGGUCUCAACCAGCUGAAUAUCAACGAUCUCUGAGUUUUAUUAAUGUAGGAAACCAAGCCCAAGGUGGGCAAUUUCCCUUCAUGACAUCUCCAGGACUCUUUCGUGGUAGUCAGUUUGCUCAAGGAAAUGUUCAAAUGGCAAUCCAGAUCAUAAUUGGAGUGAUGCACAUUGGUUUUGGGACUAUUCUAGGUUUGCUGGCCAUCACCGAUAGUAACAAUCUACUGGGCUUUGCUUCUCUUACUUUUCUCAGUGGAUACCCAUUCUGGGGUGGACUGUGUUUCAUUAUUUCUGGCUCUCUCUCUGUAUCAGCAUCCAAGGAAUUUUCCCCUUGUCUGAUAAAGGGCAGUCUAGGAAUGAACAUUGUCAGUUCUAUCUUCACCAUCUUUGGCAUAAUUCUUUUUUUGGUGGAUCUGAUCAUCAAUGGAGUAGAUAACCAAGCCUUCUCGGCCGUGCUUUCUGGAAAAGGAAUAUCUUCUAUGCUGCUGAUUUUCUCCAUCUUAGAGAUCUGCAUAGCAUGUACCACAGCUCACUUUGCCAAGCAAGCAAUCACGAAUACCAACAGGUCUGCCCUGGCUAUUCCAAAUAUGUAUGCAGCCAACCCCGUGACCCAGUCCUCACCAGCUCCUCCUCCCAGAUUUGAAGACCACCCAGCUUAUGCUCCUAGAUAA
Dipodomys ordii (Ord's kangaroo rat) is the source of this 756-nucleotide messenger RNA. RefSeq names its product membrane-spanning 4-domains, subfamily A, member 12 (gene Ms4a12). Gene Ontology annotation, cellular component: plasma membrane. The record is from RefSeq and is a predicted model, not a curated record. The coding region runs from base 1 to 756 and encodes 251 amino acids. Lineage: Eukaryota; Metazoa; Chordata; Mammalia; Rodentia; Heteromyidae. Gene Ontology annotation, biological process: cell surface receptor signaling pathway. The transcript is spliced from 6 exons.